UUGAUGUUUUGCAGCUGGUGCCGGAGUGGCUUGCUUGAAACAGCACCGAAUGGAUUGAAGAGACGGGUGGUGUGGAAAGCAGUGUUCAUUCCCCAAUCUGAACCCGAAAACAAGGCUGGGAGAGGUAGUGGAACGGAGGAGGGGAAUCAAUUUGCUAGCACGAAUUUGGUUCACAAUCCUGUCUGAACCAAGUUUCAUGAGCUCAUCUGAGAGUAGCCAAACCUAGCCAAGGCAAUGAAUCGUGAGAAUUCGUGAUACUGAUUUAGUAUCAGCCAUCUUGAACAUAACGAAUAAAUUAAAAUUUGGUGGCAGUAAACAGUAAAAAAGCAGUAAACAAGAAGUAGUCUAAGCGUGACAGUUUUGAGGUUAUACGGUAUGGUUUCGGGUAAUACAUUUAUAACUUCUUUAAAGGGAGACACAACCAUGUGGCGUCAGGACAACAAGCUUCCUCAAGGAGCGGUUACAAACGGAAGUGAACUGGGAAGCAAAAAGGCGGGGGAAGCCAGGGAGAACAGUGCCAACUACAUAUUGAGCUAGGUGAUCUCAGAGCGGCUGAUGGCAGUGGCAUGCUAGAUGGCCGUGGGUGAGCGCGGUCGAUUCAAAUGGCUGGCCCAUACAUACUCCCCCCCAAAAACGAACAGUUUUUAAAUCGGGUAAAGCAGCAACAAACACUGUACAUUGCGGCAGGGCGGUCGGCAAUAACUAGAUGGUGAUGGGUCUGCGGUCUUGAUUACAGUGAGUGGAGAAGUCCAGAGCGAUGUGGUGUGAACACGGGCGCGUGAUGUGAAGACAAGCGGGGCGGCACAGCACAAGUUGUGGAAUGCGCGUAGACAUGAACUGCGGUGUGGUCAUAGAAGUUGACAAGUGGGGUGGCACAGCACAAGUUGCGGAAUGCGCGUAGACAUGAACUGUGGUGCGGUCAUAGAAGUAGACAAGCAGGGCAGCAACAGAGGUGUGGUCAUCAAAACAGCUAAGUGGAGCAAAGCAGCAAACAGCGGUGCGGUCAUCAGGAUGUUGCGGCAGAGUAGAUAACACAAGGCGGCGAUAAUGAAGCAACGCGGACAGUCACAGGUGCGGUCAAUAGAGAUGCAGUCAUCAAAACAGCUAAGGGGCGAUUGCUGAGAUCGGGUCUGGCUAAUCCCGGCGCAACGUUAGUCUAGCGCAACUUUGCUCUCGGCUAAAAAAUUGGUUUGCUGAGAUCGAGUUUAGCUGCCAAUUAUCUUUUGGUCGAGAGCAACUUUGAUCUGCGGUUUAGCCAGACUGACGCUCAAGUUUAGCCAGACCGAAGCGCAACUGGAGGAAUCCGCAGGGAAUUAUUGUCGCAAUGUUGGCAGCAGCCGUCUCGAAUGCUUCUCGACUACCACACUGUCCGCAUUCACUCACUUCGUCACUCUGCCACCCUCAGUUAUUCAUUCCAAUAUCCUGAUUCAUUUUGUUUUGUAAUUAGUGUAGUAUAUUAAUAGGCUAGUGUAUUAGUGUUUGUGUAGAUAGUGUAUUAAUAGGCUAGUGUUUAGUGUUAGUGUGGGUAGUUAUAGGCAGUAGAAAUGGCAGAGUCGAAAAAAAGAAUAAACUUCACCAAAGUCGAACUGACAUUGAUCAAGUCUCUAGUUGUGAGCCGACCCAUAAUCGAGAAAAAAUUACAUGAUCAAAAAACUGAGAACUUGAGAAAAAUAGCGUGGGAAGAGAUUCUAAUAGAGUUCAAUGCUGCGGGACUAAAUUGUAAAAGGAACGUUGAACAGUUGAAAGGAGCAUGGAAAAGAAUCAAGAAUGACUACAAAUCCCAAAAAUCGGAGGAAAGGAGGAGUAGAUUCCGCACUGGAGGGGGGCCCCCAUCACCACCGAAAGUUGAGGAUCCCGAAAUGGAAGAGUUGUUCAAAGACCAAGUACCAAUUGAAAAUAUUCCGGACGACGAUGACGACUUCAAUGACUAUAAUAGCGAUCAUGAUGGAACUGAGGUACUGGAGGGUACGAGGUCAGCAAGCCCAAAGCCUGACACGCCGAUAGCGGGCACCUCCACAGCACCUGAUUCCCGUGCAACCACUCCGGGAUCUGCAACUGGAUCCGCUCAACCACGCAUCAAACGUGUCUCAUCCAAUGCAGACAAGUUCCACAAGAAGAAAAUGGAGUACCUUGAAGAGGAACAUAAACUUAGAUUGACUGUCAUCAAUGAAGAACAUAGGGCUAAAAUGGAAGCCAUUGAGAAGGAGAAAAAAUAUUGGACUUUGAUGGAGGCCAAUGCCCAGAAACAAAUAUCUUUUCAAAGGGAAAACUCUCACAGCUCCAUUGAGCAAAAAACGUUUGAGUUACUAAGUGGAAGCAUUGAACAUAAUUGAAUGCCCGGUUAUCAAGGGCAAAAACUUUUGUUUGAUAAAUUUAUUGGUAAUUAUUUCACUCAAGAUUACUUUCAUAUUCUUUUCUCCAUUUGUCAUUAUCAUUAUCACUUAUUUAUCAUUUUAUAAUAUCCAAUAAAAUAGAUUCAUACUU
Molecule: messenger RNA, 2484 nt
Organism: Nilaparvata lugens (brown planthopper)
Lineage: Eukaryota; Metazoa; Arthropoda; Insecta; Hemiptera; Delphacidae
Product: myb/SANT-like DNA-binding domain-containing protein 3
Exons: 2
Coding region: 1545-2333 (262 amino acids)
Source: RefSeq, a predicted model, not a curated record